CUAUCUGCAUCGCUAUUGGUUUUCCUUCCUGCCUGUUUCACCAGAAUCCCAUCUGAGAUCGACACAGCAGACUGUACGACCUAAAAUAAGAUAUUUUCUGUGGUAAAAUUACGGUUUCUUCGUGGCAAGGCAAAAGGCAACGGCUGGAGUUAACGCGGUUGAAAAUCAUCCAAGAGUUCGUCUCCCCAGCGGUGAUGCUUGUGGCGUAGGCUCAGGGUGUGUCUCACCUCCCAUGGCUGUUACCACCAUGGACCCAGAGUCAGCCUGCACAUCACAGCCCCAGGGCUCCCUUGGUAAAAGUGGGGGCUCCCUGCUAUCUGGCAGGGGUUUGGUGGCAGCGCUCACCCCUCGAGGGAAGCACUAUGCGUGUGGUUCCAUAGCUGCCUUCACCAACAUCAUGGUGACAUUCCCCAUCCAGAAAGUUCUGUUCAGGCAGCAGCUGCACGGUGUGCGGGCCAGAGAGGCUGUCGGACAGCUCCAACGGGACGGGAUGAGGAACCUCUACAGGGGGCUGCUCCCUCCUCUUCUCCAGAAGACCACCACGGUAGCCAUCAUGUUCGGCCUGUACGAGGACUUCUCCCAUGUCUUACUGGACCAGGUGUCCACAGGCAGCGGCAUUCCCGAGCUGGUGACGCGGAGCUUCGCAGCUGCACUGGCAGGCACGGCAGAGGCUGCCCUGAUGCCGUUUGAGCGGGUGCAGACUCUCCUCCAGGACCACCGGCACCACGGCCGCUUCCACAACACGGCCCACACCUUCCGGACGCUCCUAAGCGAGUACGGUGUGAAGGAGUGCUACCGCGGCCUGGUGCCAGUCUUAAUAAGAAACGGUCCCAGUAACAUGCUGUUCUUCGGGCUCCGCGGGCCCAUCAAGGAGCAGCUCCCUGAGGCCUCCAGCCGUGCCGGCCACCUGGUCAAUGACUUUGUGUGUGGAGGGGUGCUGGGGGCAGCGCUGGGGAUCAUGUUCUACCCGCUGAACGUGGUGAAGUCCCGUGCCCAGUCCCAAGUUGGGGGUGCGUUCCGGCCUUGUGGGGAGGUGUUAAUGAUGGUUUGGCGGGAGAGAGGCGGCAGCGUGGCCAUGCUGUUCAGAGGGGCCCACCUCAACUACCACCGCUCCCUUCUCUCCUGGGGCAUCAUCAACGCCACAUACGAGCUGCUGCUCAAAGUGUUCUGAUAUGGAACGGGGGAUAGAAAGAGGGGGAGGUGUAGAAAGAGGGCGUGAGAGAAAAAAUGAAAGACUUGGGUAAGUGUUGUUUGAGUGUGAGGAUGAUCGCGAUUUUUUGUUGUUUUAUUGGAUCCCCAUUAGCUGUUGCACAAGCAGCAGCUAUUCUUCCUGGGGUCCAUACAGAACAUCAAUAGACAAGAACAGCUCAAGGACAGAACUACAUUAAAAAAAAAAAACACCUAUAGCAUUCAUAUCAAUGCAUACACACAAACUAGGUCAAAUAGGGGAGAGGCGUUGUGCCGCGAGGUGUUGCUUUAUCUGUUUUUUGAAUUGAUGCUGUCUCUCGUGUUUGGCACUUGAAACUGAUGUGCCCACUGCCUACCCAAAAAUGUCCAGAUAGUUUGUGGGGGGUAAGUGUCUACGGCAAGCAGAAGAGGACAAAGGGUAUCUGAAAGGUGAAGUUUCUCUACUGACAAUGGCCAUCGGGUCUGUGAGAUGAAUUGCCGGUCUUGUUUAAAGUCACAGUAUCAAAGUGAGAGGUCUGGGUCCAACGAAAGCCUUCAAUCUGUUUUUUAUUUUUAUAAAUGUAUCACUUGAAAUGGAUUUGACAAAUGAUUGACAUUCUGUAAGUACCUUUCCCAUUGUAGUCUGAUGUGGUACCCAACAAAGUUUCACAGGCAGUUUCACGGGGGGAAGCCUUUUCAGUGACCAAGAGCACCUCUUAAAGAACUGUUCAUUGUACUGACCAGUAUUUCUGUGUGCAUUGAUUAUUAGUCCCUUCAACCCCUGCUUUCCCUGCUCUGGUUCUCUGACUGUGAGCUCUGCUAUUUACCAUGUCAGUCAUCUUGCAUUAUGCACAGAUUUGACCAUAUGCGGCGUACGACCCUAGCGGCUUGCGGUGUACGACCCUAGCGGCUUGCGGCGUACGACCCUAGGGGCUUGCGGCGUACGACCCUAGCGGCUUGCGGCGUACGACCCUAGGGACUUGCGGCGUACGACCCUAGGGACUUGCGGCGUACGACCCUAGGGACUUGCGGCGUACGACCCUAGGGGCUUGCGGCGUACGACCCUAGGGGCUUGCGGCGUACGACCCUAGGGGCUUGCGGCGUACGACCCUAGGGGCUUGCGGCGUACGACCCUAGGGGCUUGCGGCGUACGACCCCAACUGUGUUUGUCCUGUAGGUAUAGCGCUCGCCAGCUUGUAGUCCUAAAACACGGAAAUGAGUUACCUCUGGUUCGUUCAGCCAUUCCUUUGGGGAAAGUGAAUGGGGAAUGACUAUGGUUUGGGGUAAACGCCGAAAAUAAGGUCAGCAUUUAACACAGGCUUAGAAGAUCUUAUACGUUGUGUUCUAUGCGAUACCAUGUCAGUUAACAGGACCUUUAUGAAUUAUGAAGACUGUGCUUUUUUUAUUAAAUAAAUGCGUCAAUUCACAAGUGACAUUAGCUGAUGAAGAUUAUCUCAUAGAACAAAAUGACAAAAAUCUUCUAAGCCUGUGUAUACCACAGACCUUUAUCCAAAAACCCUACAAAAACUAAAUUUUGCCAUUGCCAUGGUUCUUUGGACAAAGCCUGAGUUAGUGCCUACCAAAAUACGUUGUUACUGUUGCUCUCUAUAGUGCUCUCUUUUACUUGAAGGAUGAUUGGAAAAAGCAGUAGCUUAGAAGCACAGGAGAACUGGACUAGGGAAGUGCUAUAUUUCUUCACUGUUAUGUCAUCCAAUGCCAAUCUAACCUAAUCUUAAAUGUUUGUCAAAUGUGUGUUUAAUUAGCAUAUUCCCGAAGUGCAACUUGUAGUGUUUGUCUGUCAAAGUGUUGACAAGUACCCAUUGGUUUAAGUAUAAUUAAAAUGUACUUGUUACCCAUAA
This is a messenger RNA of Salvelinus fontinalis (brook trout), 3026 nucleotides long. RefSeq names its product mitochondrial nicotinamide adenine dinucleotide transporter SLC25A51-like. The coding region runs from base 233 to 1171 and encodes 312 amino acids. NCBI's taxonomy places the organism in Eukaryota, Metazoa, Chordata, Actinopteri, Salmoniformes, Salmonidae. The record is from RefSeq and is a predicted model, not a curated record. The transcript has 2 exons.